UUUAAUGUUAGUUUACAGCAGAGCAGUUGGAGUGAAAAGAAAUCUAACAAAAAUAAAUACAUAUAAAAUAUACGAGAAAAAAGGAAAAAUUAGAAGAAAAUCCAAGUGCAAGUGCUGCGUGUGUUCGGGUGGAAAACUGAUGAGCAAUUUUCAACAAGUGCACGUAUUUCCACAGCGUGCAAGUUAAAUAGUUCUUACCUAUGACGACAGAAAUUUAAAAAGCAAACAAAUUCGGCGUAUAAUUUAAGCGAAAUGUCCGCCAAAAGUGAGGCGGACAAUGUAAGUGGUGCCACAUCUGGUGGCAGCGGCAGUGGAACGGGAGCCGGAGGCUCAUCAUCCUCAAAUGGUACGGCAACGCCGGCACGACGUCUAAGGACACGAAAUUCGACUGGAAGUGGUACAGCCAGCGGUAGUGAAUCAGCUAAGAAAACUUCAUCAUCGUCAUCAGCAUCUAUAACCAAUUCCAAUUCCAAUGAUGAUCAUCAUCAUCACCAUCAUGCAUCUGCACCCUUAAAUAUUAGUGGAUCUACUCAAUCGGCAACUGCUGCGUCUGCUGGUCCUUUAACAGGAGCGGCAACGGGGGGGACUACAUCUUCCUCUUCGUCACUGACUGGACAAGGACAAGCUACCCCUGCUGUUCCGGCUGCCACUGAACGUCCUAUGCCCAGCGUGCCGAUGAAUCAUGCCAGCAGCAGUGUAUCUGCCACUAGAAAAUAUCACAACAGUUGCCCACAUCCACCGACACCGAUGCAUAAGAAGAUCUUGCAUACACAACCGCAUAGCACAAAUAAAUUUGAUCAGAAUAAGAAUGAGGAAUUCCAUUUUGAUACGCCACCCGAAUGUCCUGUAUUCCGGCCAACUGCCGAGGAAUUCAAGAAUCCCUUGGCCUAUAUAAGUAAAAUUCGUUCCAUAGCCGAGAAAUGUGGCAUUGCCAAGAUUCUGCCGCCUGACAAAUGGUCACCGCCAUUUGCCGUCGACGUGGAUAAAUUGCGUUUUGUGCCCCGAGUGCAAAGACUCAACGAAUUGGAGGCCAAGACGCGGGUUAAACUCAAUUUUCUCGAUCAGAUCGCCAAGUUUUGGGAGCUACAAGGAGCCUCACUCAAAAUUCCAAUGGUUGAGCGCAAGGCAUUGGAUUUGUAUACACUACAUCGGAUUGUUCAGGAGGAGGGUGGCAUGGAAACCGCAACCAAAGAACGCAAAUGGGCCAAAGUGGCCAAUCGUAUGCAAUAUCCAUCGAGUAAGAGUGUUGGAGCCACCCUAAAGGCCCACUACGAACGCAUACUGCAUCCCUUCGAGGUCUAUACAUCGGGCAAGGUAUUGGGCUCGAGUGGUGGACCAACGCCGACACCGGUUAAACUCGAAGAUGGCGGCACCGAUUACAAGUCUCAUGAGAUCCUAACACGUCAACAAAUUGCUCCACCCAAUGAGCAGAAUACACGACGCUCCAAAAGAUUUGGCAAUUCCACUGCUAGUUGUGGUCUAAAAGGAUCAGCAGCAGCUGCAGCUGGUGUAACCAUUAAAACAGAGACAAAGGAGGAUUUUAAACGUGAUUUGUUGAGCAGUUUUAAUGCUGUCACAGCUUCUGGAGCUGGAGGAGGAGCUGCUGCUGGCGGUGCUGGCAAAGAUGCAAAGGAUACCAGUGCACCAACAACUCGCGGAGCCAUGCAAAAGAAGUCAUCAAAUGAAACGCCAGCCACUGCAUCUGUGGCAAAUACUCCUCUAAUUGAUCCACUCAUGAAAUACAUUUGUCACAUUUGCAAUCGUGGUGACAUUGAGGAGGCCAUGCUCCUAUGCGACGGCUGCGAUGAUAGCUAUCAUACAUUCUGUCUGUUGCCGCCAUUAUCCAGUAUACCCAAGGGUGAAUGGCUAUGUCCGCGUUGUGUGGUCGAGGAGGUGAGCAAGCCACAAGAAGCAUUCGGUUUCGAGCAAGCCGAACGUGAAUACACUCUCCAACAAUUUGGACAGAUGGCCGAUGAAUUUAAGAAGGAAUAUUUCCGCAAACCCGUACAUCUGGUGCCCACCGAGAUGGUGGAAAGGGAAUUCUGGCGUAUUGUCUCAUCGAUCGAUGAGGAUGUCACAGUCGAAUAUGGAGCUGAUUUGCAUACCAUGGAUCAUGGUUCUGGUUUCCCUACAAAGAGUUCAGUUUAUCUUUUGCCGGGGGAUCAGGAGUAUGCCGAAUCGAAUUGGAAUUUGAAUAAUCUCCCCUUGCUAGAGGAUUCAAUAUUGGGACACAUUAAUGCAGAUAUCAGUGGCAUGAAUGCACCAUGGAUGUAUGUGGGCAUGUGUUUUGCUGCCUUCUGUUGGCAUAAUGAGGAUCAUUGGAGUUAUUCCAUCAACUAUUUGCAUUGGGGUGAACCGAAAACUUGGUAUGGUGUACCCGGUUCGUGUGCCGAACAAUUUGAGGAGACAAUGAAACAGGCUGCCCCAGAAUUAUUUAGCUCUCAGCCGGAUUUAUUGCAUCAAUUGGUCACGAUUAUGAAUCCCAAUAUCCUGAUGAAUAAUCGUGUGCCCGUUUAUCGUACAGAUCAGCAUGCUGGCGAAUUUGUCAUCACAUUUCCUCGGGCCUAUCAUGCUGGCUUCAAUCAGGGCUAUAAUUUUGCCGAAGCUGUUAACUUUGCCCCGGCCGAUUGGCUAAAAAUGGGCCGGGAAUGUGUCAAUCAUUAUUCGAUGCUGCGCCGUUUCUGUGUCUUCUCACACGACGAGCUAGUCUGUAAAAUGGCCUUGGAGCCGGCUAAAUUGACAUUUGGCAUAGCCACCGCCUGUUACAUAGACAUGGCCGAAAUGGUCGAUACGGAGAAGAAACUACGCAAAUCUCUGCUGGAAUGGGGCGUUACCAGGGCGGAGCGUCGAGCAUUCGAACUGGUUAAUGACGAUGAACGCCAUUGUCAAGAGUGUAAUACCACAUGUUUCCUCUCUGCUGUGGCCUGUGAGUGCAAUGAGAAGCUAAUUGUCUGUCUGCGACAUUACACAGUCCUCUGUGGUUGUGCCCCAGAGAAGCAUACGCUUAUCUAUCGCUAUACGUUGGAUGAGAUGCCUCUGAUGUUGCAAAAACUAAAAGUAAAGGCACAUAGUUUUGAGCGGUGGCUAUCACGUUGUCGGGAUAUAGUCGAUGCCCAUACACCGACAUCGGUUACACUCUCCGAAUUGCAAGAGCUAUGCAAGGAGGCGGAAACAAAGAAAUUUCCCUCAUCCCUGCUUAUAGAUCGUUUAAAUGCAGCUGCAAUUGAGGCGGAGAAAUGUGUUACAGUCAUUCAGCAAUUGGGUAUAAAUAAGGUACGCACCCGUUCAGAUCAUAAUCAGGAAGCAGCUCAAUAUAAACUUACCAUGGAAGAGCUGGAACUAUUUGUUCAAGAAAUCGAUAACCUGUGUUGCAUCAUCGAUGAGGGAGCCUCUGUGCGGGAGCUUUUGGUAUUGGGCAAGCAGUUUGUGGAGAGGGCAGAAGUCCAAUUAUCAUUGUCACUGGAGGCACUCGAAGAAAAUGAGCUGGAGACCCUGAUCAGUGAGGGAAGCUCUCUGCGCAUUGAGCUGCAACAAUUGGAUUUGUUGCAGAAACGCAUAAAGCAAUGCAAAUGGUAUAAACGAUCACAGGGACUACGAGAGACUAGCUCCAAGUUGACGUAUCAGGAUAUUAAGAAUCUAUUACAUAUGGCAGCUGCUGAUUUGGAUCCCACAGAUCCGUAUGUGGACAAGGAGAUGCGUAAGCUACAGAAGAUUGGAGCCGAUAUCGAGGCAUGGGAAUCACAAGCUGCUAAAUAUUUCCGACGUCUAACCCAACAGCAUGAACUGAGCGAUAUCGAACAGUUCUUGAAGUCGGCCAGCGAGAUUAAUGGUCAAGUGCCAUCGCAUGGCAUACUGAAGGAUGCGUUGCGCAAGGCACGUGAAUGGCUGCGUUCGGUGGAGCAGCUGCAACAGAAUAAUCAUGUGACCUAUUGUCAUACCCUGGAGACGAUGAUUGAGCGGGGCCUAGGCAUACCAAUCCAAUUGGAGGAGCUAAGUCGAAUGCAAGGACAUUUGAAUAGCGCCCAUCAAUGGAAAGAAAAUACUGCCUGCGCUUUUCUCAAGAAGGGGACAUGUUAUACGCUUCUCGAGGUGUUAAUGCCUCGUGCCGAUGCCAUUAACAUUGACUCGGAUCUCAAGCCACGGUUCCAGGAUGAUUUUCUAAAGGAGAAGAAUCCCGCUGAAAUUGUGGCCACCUUUAAAAAUGCCGAGGAACAGGAGCUGGUUGACAUGCGUGAUCUGAGGCGGCAGAAUGUGGUGAAGAAUCCAAGAAGAGAUGUCUUUUGUCUGUGCAAAUCUGAAUUCCGUUCGAUGAUGUUCAAUUGUCAAUUGUGUCGGGAUUGGUUCCAUGAGGAUUGUGUUCCCCCACCGCCGGUGGCAACGACAAAUGGUCUUCUGAAUGGUGGCAGCGGAGCAGCCGGAGGACCACCAAGUCGACCCAAAUGGCUUUGCCCCAGUUGUGUGCGCUCGAAGAGGCCGCGCCUGGAGACCAUACUUCCACUUCUUGUCCAACUCCAACAGCUGCCCAUUCGCCUGCCCGAGGAUGAAGCAUUGCGCUGCUUAGCCGAGCGGGCAAUGAACUGGCAGGAUCGGGCACGCAAGGCAUUGAGUAGUCCGGAUGUGAGUGCCGCCCAAGAAGCAAUUAUGGCCCAGCAGCAGCAGCUAAAGAGACGCUCCGAUGGCGGCUUGGGUAGCAUUAGUAGCCCCCGCAAGCCUCGGCGACGGGGCAGCCUGUCCAAGGAGGCCGCCAGCGGUUCAACCGAAUCCGAUGCCGAUGAUGAUGACGAUGAGGAUGAAUGCCGUCUGCGUAUAGUCGAAGAUGGCUUCAGCAAUGACGAGGAUGAAUUAAAUUCUGCAAGCGCCACACCCCACCCCGCCACAUCCACCACCACCAACAAUGACUCCAAUUCCGAUCUCCUCAAACUGUUGUCCGAUAGUGAAAUUGAAAAUCUUCUGGACCUCAUGAUGGAGGGUGAUCUGCUCGAGGUCUCAUUGGAUGAGACGCAGGAAUUGUGGCGGAUUCUGGAGACUAUACCGCCCACUCAACUCCAGUCCGAGGCUCUGAAUCGGGUGGCUCAACAUGUUCAACGCCAGCGGCAGCAGCAAACUCAUCCAACUUUAGCAACAUCCUCUAGCAUACACUCCGGCCCGGAUGAUUCCAAUGACAGCCUAUUGGUGCAGAAUAGUCCCAGUAGCCAAAGUGGCGGCGCGACAGGACCCGGUAGUGGAGCAGGUGGACGCAAUAAGAAACGACGUUCGAAUGAUGCGAGUGGCGCCAAUGCGGCAGUUCCACGCAAGAAACAAAAUACACCCAAACAGACGCCCAACAAAAAGGGAGCUGGAACUGCAGCGGGCCGAAAGAGUGACGCGAAGACAACGGCAACGGCAACUGGUGCCGAUGCUGAUGCUGAGAACAAGCAGGCGAAUGGUGGCAACACAACGGGAACGGGAUCAACACCAACUACCACGCCCACGCCGGGCUCAGCCCACAAGAAACGCAAACGAACCUCCACCAAUAAUAAUAACAACAACAACAAUCCAAAUAACAACUCCAACAACAGUAGUUCCGCUGGUGGAGGAGGAGGAGGAGGAGGAGGUGCUGCUGGAGCACCACCAACCACUGGUCAAAAGAAACAUGCCCAGCGCAAUCAACAGGCGGCCCAAGAGGAUGACGAAGAGGAAUGUCGAGCAGAGAAUUGCCAUAAGCCGACGGGACGUGAAGUCGAUUGGGUGCAAUGCGAUGGCGGAUGCAAUGAAUGGUUCCACAUGUACUGUGUGGGUCUCAAUCGUAGUCAGAUCAAAGCGGAUGAUGAUUAUAUCUGUAUACGUUGCACCAAAACUGUCACCGUGGUGGCCACAACAACGACGACGACGACAGCAGCGGCAGCCACAGGUGCAUCGACUCCGAGCACCACGACUCCAAGCAAAGGUCAAAGAACCGCACAGUCGGCGAGGUAGAGAGAAUUUGGACACCGAACCGGACACGUUGGGAACAGCCGUUUUGUGUUUUGAACACCAACCACAAUUUAACACUCACAUAUACACUCACUCACCCAUACACACACACACACACAGAAACCUAACUAACGGUAUUUUGGGGCCAGCGUUGGGGCAACUUUCGAUAAAUUUGAAAACUAUCGAUAUCGAGGCACAUCUGCUAGAUCCGCUUACCUUAGAGUUUAGGUACAGUCACUUAAAAAGUUUUUGUAGUUCAUUAUAUACAUAUAUAUAUAUA
Messenger RNA from Drosophila willistoni, 6232 nucleotides. It is a transcript of the gene Kdm5, whose product is annotated as lysine-specific demethylase lid. Gene Ontology annotation, molecular function: histone demethylase activity; DNA binding. The transcript has 4 exons. Lineage: Eukaryota; Metazoa; Arthropoda; Insecta; Diptera; Drosophilidae. Gene Ontology annotation, biological process: chromatin remodeling. Gene Ontology annotation, cellular component: nucleus. The record is from RefSeq and is a predicted model, not a curated record. The coding region runs from base 253 to 5955 and encodes 1900 amino acids.